Molecule: messenger RNA, 816 nt
Organism: Brettanomyces bruxellensis
Lineage: Eukaryota; Fungi; Ascomycota; Pichiomycetes; Pichiales; Pichiaceae
Exons: 2
Coding region: 1-816 (271 amino acids)
Source: RefSeq, a predicted model, not a curated record
AUGAAAGGCCCUGGUCUCAAGCAAUACAAAGAAAAGGUUGCAUCCGAUGCACGAAAAAAUAUUGAAAAACUUGGAGAACAUGUCCAUGGGUUUUUUGGAAAUCUGUUUGAACGAAGAGAUGAGAAUAGCGAAAUCGGAAGUAGUAGUAAUGCCUGGAGUUGGCUAAGAGGGACGAGCCAAGUGAGUACAGAAAUCAACAAUGGAACAGAAGUGCAGAGUGAGAAUGACGUUAGCAAAAAAGAGAAAGAUGAGCAGAUAGAGGCUACAAGCAAUGAGGAGGAAAUAAACGAUAGGGUGAGAGAUGAAAAAAAUUUAAGGCACGACAGAAGAGGGUAUCCAAACUUUGGUGGUAUUUUAACGGUCAACAAUAGAUCAAGACAAGCAAGAUGGAGAGAAAGACAAAUACAAAACAGAUUCGCUUUUGCAUAUUGUUUAUCUUUAGCGGCUAAUAUUGGUGAGGUACUUGAAAGCAAUGAUCACUUUUGGAAAAUUCAAGAAUUGUUGGAUCCACUACAACAAGAUAUUGUACGUCGAACAAUACUCACACAUCAAGGAAGACAAAAAUUGAUAUCAAAUAAAGAGAUGAGAGCAAUUCUUAACACGGCUCCAAGAAAACAUGAAAGAGCAUUUUAUUUAUAUGUUAGCACUGCAGUUGCUCAUUUAAGAUCAUUGGAUGAAGAAGAACGAUUAUUUGUUCUCAAAUUGGAAAGAAAGGCCAAGAGGAAGAUUGCGGAAAGAAGAGCGAAGAGAAUUAACGAAGAUAUCCAGGAACAAAAUAAGAGACGAAAAAAGGAAGAUGUUCAAGAAGAUAAAUAA